AUGCAUAAGGUAUAUUUUGGAGAAUUCAUGUCCACAAGGCUGUUUGCUGCCUACUUGAACAAAAUUGGGCACAAAGCACGACAGUAUGAUGCAUUUGAGAUCGAGAUUGUUACCACAGACGAAUUCACUAAUGCUGAUAUUCUUGAGGCAACAUACCUGGCGGUUUCAAAAAGGUUACUUGGUGACUGGAGCAAGGAAAAAUCAGUCCCCAUUGUCACAAGCUUCCUUGGAAAGGUACGGAGAUCUUGUGCUGUAACUACGCUGGGUAGAGGAGGCAGCGAUUUGACUGCCACAACGAUUGGGAAGGCUUCCAAUUGUGAUGUGGUGCUGGUUUGGAAAGAUGUGGAUGGAGUUUUAACUUGUGAUCCAAACAUUUACUGCGGAGCUCAACCUGUUCCAUACCUGACAUUUGAUGAGGCAGCUGAACUUGCUUACAUUGGUGCC
This is a messenger RNA of Camelina sativa (false flax), 444 nucleotides long. The record is from RefSeq and is a predicted model, not a curated record. NCBI's taxonomy places the organism in Eukaryota, Viridiplantae, Streptophyta, Magnoliopsida, Brassicales, Brassicaceae.